UAUUUUAAAAACAAGAAAAGAAAAGUGAUCACUUAGACCAAACGAAUGCAGAGAAGGGAACAAGGAAUCAGCAUGUCAUGACAAGAAAAUGACAAAACGAAAGGAGUGGUAGGUAGAAGCAAACACAAGCAGGGAGAUCCCUAUUUACUACAAUGAUGCAGCUAUAGUUUUAUUACGUACUAGUACUAGUACUUAUCUAUCUGUAUGUAGGCUAACAAGACCACCCGUCUCUGAGCUGACCCAAAACAAAGCCAAAUACUUUUUCCAGUUAUCUGAAUAUAAUCCAUAUCUCGUGGCAAAUAUCCCUGCAAAAGCUGCACAUAAGCUUCACAACACACAGACCCUGUUUCACUAGGCACAAUAUCGAUUAACUAUAAAUAAAACGCCAUUAAUUCCCAUGUUUCCACGAACCCCACAACUCUAUUCCCUUUAGUAACUUAAUUACUCUUAACAAGCUACAAAAAUGACUUUGGAUGCGAGUGAAAGAAGAGCAACCAAACAACAAACAGGUGGUGUAGUAGCAACAGCACAAGAACCCGAUCAACAACUGCAAUGCCCACGUUGCGACUCAACCAACACAAAGUUUUGCUACUACAACAACUACAACUUGUCUCAGCCCCGUUACUUCUGCAAGUCAUGCCGUCGUUACUGGACCCGUGGAGGCACCUUACGUGAUAUCCCUAUUGGUGGGGUUAGCCGCAAAAAUGCCAAACGCUCCCGCAUUUAUCCCAGUACACCCGUCUCUCCUCUCGUAACAUCCGGUAAUUCUCCGUUCUUGCUUCCUCUGAAUAUGAAUGGGAAUAGUUUCACUUCUUUGUUGAGUUCUCAUGGACAUGGUGGUUUAGCACUUGGUGGUAUUGAGGAUAUGAGCUUUGGUACUGGAAGAACUGCCGUUUGGCCAUUUCCUGGAGCUCCCGAUUCAUAUGUGCGUAAUUUCAAUAAUGGUGUAGGAACCAGCAUGUGGCAGCUCUCUGGUGGAGAGGGAGGGUUUGUUGGUAGCGGAGAUUAUUUUAAUUAGUUUGUUAUGAAAGUGUGUUAGUUUUAUGUAACAGAGUAAUUGUUUUUGUAACUUAGGCUAUGUAGGUUUUUAAUGUUGUUAUAUCUUGUCAUCUUUCUACAUCAAAGAUUUGCAAACUGCCGGAAAAAAAAAAACCUUGCUGUUACAAUCGACGUCUAGGAAUUUGUGGUAAUGACCAGUGGUUUGCUGAUAUUUGGUUUA
Molecule: messenger RNA, 1219 nt
Organism: Lycium ferocissimum
Lineage: Eukaryota; Viridiplantae; Streptophyta; Magnoliopsida; Solanales; Solanaceae
Product: dof zinc finger protein DOF3.4-like
Exons: 1
Coding region: 464-1018 (184 amino acids)
Biological process (GO): regulation of DNA-templated transcription
Molecular function (GO): DNA binding; DNA-binding transcription factor activity
Source: RefSeq, a predicted model, not a curated record